This is a messenger RNA of Cotesia glomerata, 671 nucleotides long. RefSeq lists its product as uncharacterized. The transcript has 4 exons. Bases 110 to 607 code for a protein of 165 amino acids. The record is from RefSeq and is a predicted model, not a curated record. Lineage: Eukaryota; Metazoa; Arthropoda; Insecta; Hymenoptera; Braconidae.
UGUUUGAUAGCACUCACUUUUUCAGUUGCGACUUUCAAGAAAUAUAGCUUCCAGAGCUUAUAAUUAAAGUUUCUGUGAAAAUAUAUUUUUCAUUAAGUAAUACGCAAUAAUGAUCUUAAGUGUACUGAUUAUUUUGACAGCGCAAUUUUAUAGUGUACAGGGGGAGUUUGGUGUUAUUUUUAGAGAUUCACUUUGUCCAUUUCAUGAUGCGGAAUAUGUGACAGAACCUGAUAGUUACAUUGAUGAAAAUAAUGGAUUAUUUUUCAAUUUUUCGAUAAUAAAAACGUUCCCAUUGACAACAGAAGGUUAUUUAGGAAUAAUAAGAGCAUCAAUGGGUGAAUAUGUCGUAGACACCGGGAUCAAUGGACAAUUACCGUUAUGUGAAAUGUUUUAUGAGCCUAUCAUCUUCGGCCCUAUUCUUCAAAUGUUUGGAUUUGAUGAAAAUAAUUGUCCCCCUAAACCUGGCGUUUAUGGCAGCGAAAAUUACACCUUCCCAACAUCCAUGUUUCCAGAUGAUUUUCCUCCAAAUAAAUAUAAAGUCGCCUUCGAAAUCAUAAACGAGAGUAAACAAUUACUUGUUAUCCAUGUAUAUGCUGACGUCCAAUGAAGUUUAGCAAAAGUCCAUCAUACAAUUCUAAAAUGAUUCGUAUGAACAAUGAUGUAACGCAAAC